AAUUCGUCAAAUUGCUGCUUGCAGCUGACGUUUAUUCUGCAGAGAGAAUAAAAAAUUGCUGCGGUACGUGAAUUUUGGUGAAAAAUUCUUGAUCUGCUUAUAAAAAAAGCAAACUUUGAAUGUUUUCGUAAAAAGUGUUGAAAAAAUCGGUAGGUUUCGCAAACCUAAUAUAUUGAAACAUUUGCCUGCGCGUUUUCUCCAUCAGGCAAAAAUGUUUCUCAUAUUGUACGGCCCGCCAGUGCACGUGGGGUCAGUAUGCCAUUGAUUCGGAUGCGCGCCAUCGGCACGGUUGCUGCAAGUCGACGUCGCCGUUUCUUCUCUUCGAGUAGUUUAGGUCUAAACUAAGGAAACACGUUUAGGCCCCAGUGGUAGAAAAUAAAAAAAUAACGACUGUGUCCAGGUCGAAAAUACCAGCCCCAAUCGUAUGUGUUGUGUUCGCUACCGACUGAUAAGAUAGUGUUGUGCAAUUAAAUAGACUGGGACUUCUUUAUGCGACGGAUUAGGAUAUCCACACAGUAGUAGUCCAGUAUUUUCAUUGGUUGAGAGACAGUGUUAUGAAAUUGGAGGAUAUGAGACCGCGGGAUCGAAGCAGCACUAGCGUCUUCCGCACGCUAUACAACGGUGGCGCUUAUCAUGGAGAUUUGUACGGGCCACGACUUGCUUGCAGCAGUAAAGACAGCAUCGAUCUCAUCCAACGGCUGGACCUGUGGAAGCAGCUCAAGGUACACAAGGGAUGUGUCAAUACCCUUUUUUGGAGCGAGGAUGGUCAACUGUUGCUGUCUGGUUCUGACGAUCAGCAUAUCGUAAUCAGCAGUCCCUUCACUGGCAAGACUCUGUUUCAGCACAAAACGACUCAUAGGGCAAAUAUUUUCAGUGCAAGAUUUUUACCACAAAGUAACAAUCGUGAGAUUGUGUCCUGCUCUGGAGACGGUAUCGUGCUGUACACAGAGCUGAAAGAGGAGGAAUCGGAUUGGAGUGGAUCUAACUACUUCAACUGUCAUAGCACUGGAACUACGUAUGAGGUUUUGACGGUACCAACGGAACCGCGUUCAUUCAUGAGCUGCGGUGAAGACGGAACGGUUCGAUUGUACGACCUGCGGAAGAUGAAUCGCUGUUUGAGAACAUGUUGCAAGGACAACAUACUGAUAUUGAACCCGUCAGGGGUGACCACUAUGACAUUGUCGCCGAUUACGAUGAACUAUAUUGCCGUCGGAAGUUCGGACAGCCACGUACGGAUCUUUGAUAGACGGUUUCUAAAGUUGGUAGAUUGUAAUUCGCCAGGAUCACCGAACGAACGACACACCAUUCCGGUGAAGAUGUUCACGAAUCCUUCCAUGGAGAAGAGAUCGUUCCGUGUGACCUCAAUUGCCUAUAGCCAGGAUGAGUGUGAAUUGCUGGUCAACUACUCUUCCGAUCAUCUGUACUUGUUCGAUGCAACCAAAGACGGAAUCGAGGUGACUGCGGCUCAAGCGUCCAGCAGCUCGGACAAGGGCAAACGGGGCUCCAAAACGCAGCACAGUGUUGACAGCCCGCCGCCGGUACGUCGGUUGCGUUUGCGUGGGGACUGGUCCGACACGGGACCGGAUGCUCGUCCGGCUCGCGAGAUGGCUUCCCGGGUAUUUGGGGUCGGCCAGGCUCGUCCACAACUUCAAGCUACGAUUAUGCAUCGUAUGACCGAGGUUUUGUCGCGAAUGUUGGCCGACCCUCGAACGCGAAUCGGAUUGACCCACACGAACGAGCUGACGAACGACAGCGACCUGGCGAAUGUGGUGGACGAUUUUCGCACUUUCGCCAGCAGCACGGCUGCCCAAGAUACCGCGACUGGGCAACGCGAUCAAGAACCACAACCAUCUACUAGUGGAACACAGCGAGAAAGUCCUCCUACAAAUAAUGACGAUGCUGAAGAUGAAGAAGACGACGAUGACGAUGACGAUAAUGAUGACGACAAACGUGUUGAAUUAAACCAAAGAAAAAAGUCUGAUAAAAAGCAGACAGAGUCUUCGUAUGAAGAGAAGCUGAGCGCGCUAAACGAUCUCGAACAAAAAGUUUUAAACUACGAUUAUGUGAUAAGAAAGUUUGUUGGCCACAGAAAUGCACGUACCGUGAUUAAGCAAGCCAAUUUCUGGGGUAACAAUUAUAUAAUGUCAGGUUCAGACUGCGGACACGUAUUCACAUAUGAGCGCGCCACGGGUCGGUUAGUGAUGUUAAUGGAGGCUGAUCAGCACGUGGUUAACUGCGUCCAGCCUCACCCAACGCUGCCAAUUCUGGCUACAUCUGGAAUUGAUUACGACAUUAAAGUUUGGUCCCCAAUGGAUGAAGAGAUAACUCGUUUCGAUCGGGAGGCAGCCACCAAUCUCAUGGAACGCAACGCCGUAAUGCUGGAAGAAACCAAGGACACAAUUACGGUGCCGGCCUCUUUUAUGAUACGAAUGCUGGCGUGCAUUCAUUCGCUACGGAAUCGCCGCAGUGCGGUCCAAGCCGCUACGGUAGGCAAUGAUAGUGAUAGUACCUCACGGGAGGGCAACAAUAACAAUGGCGAUAAUAACGGCGGCGACUCAUCCCAGAACAACGGAACCGACUCGUCGUCCGACGGUGGAUCGCCGAAACACUAUCUUCAGCUUUAGGUUAAGAACGGGAAAUGUAUUAUUACACACGCUUGAGGAGCCUCUAAUUUUUAAAACUUGUCUCGCCCUCGCAAUUCCACAGGGGAAAGUGAAAUCUAAACUAAUUCGUUUAUAUAAUGGUUUGUGUAUUAACAUCUCAGUCGACAUCGUAGACAAGCACGAUGUGAUUUUGUUGUAUAAAUAUUUAUAUGAAAUAAAAAUUAAUAAUAGCUAAAUGUAA
This is a messenger RNA of Wyeomyia smithii (pitcher-plant mosquito), 2844 nucleotides long. Its product is annotated as DDB1- and CUL4-associated factor 6-like. Gene Ontology annotation, cellular component: Cul4-RING E3 ubiquitin ligase complex; cytoplasm. Gene Ontology annotation, biological process: positive regulation of transcription by RNA polymerase II. Lineage: Eukaryota; Metazoa; Arthropoda; Insecta; Diptera; Culicidae. Gene Ontology annotation, molecular function: protein binding. The record is from RefSeq and is a predicted model, not a curated record. The coding region runs from base 555 to 2624 and encodes 689 amino acids. The transcript is spliced from 6 exons.